AUGGUGAUGAAAUUCAUGGUAAUUGUAGAGAAGGUGCUGAAGAUGGAAGUGUUGGCUGAUGGUGUUUGUGCUAUGACAAGACACAGAUUUACAUGGGAAUUUUGGAAUGUUUGGAUGCAUGAUGGUCUUUUAGAGUAUGGAGGAAUGUGGAGGUGUAAGAGAGCAAUGACAAGUGGUAUGAUGUCUGGUGCUUCUACUGACAUCAGAGAGUUGAUGUCAAGAUGUGGUCAAAGUGGUUUCUAUGAAGUCUUGGGACAUGGAUUGGGGGAGAAACCUUUAUGGAUCAUUUGUGACAACAAUGUAGAUGGUGAUGCAAGUGUUGAGGAUAUGGAGGUGUUCAUGCUGCUAUUAAUCAUACCUUGUAACAGUCCAGAAUUUUUUAUGGUAUCUGCUAUUGUUGUUGGGAGUUCUGAGGGUACCAGACUGCAUGUCAUCACCAUUCAGCAGAACAACUUGGGAUCCAUCAUUCCUUGCAGCAUGGGAGACUUGCUUACAAAUGUUUUCAACAUCUGCUCUACCAUGGUGACAGUCAAUAACCAUUGUUUGGUGGCAUUUUUGGAGCAGGAGUUGCAAUGGAGGGACCAAAGCCAAGUGACAUACCUCUUUGUUUUGGUGGAUAGUGACAACUAUCCCCUAAAUCUUCAUGCUGAGCAUGAUUUCAUGAUGGUGGCACAUGGUUUGAGAUGCUUCCAGAUCAUUGCCAUUGCUGUCACCACUGUGUGGGCAGUGGCCUGGGUCAUAUAG
Molecule: messenger RNA, 744 nt
Organism: Pisolithus orientalis
Lineage: Eukaryota; Fungi; Basidiomycota; Agaricomycetes; Boletales; Pisolithaceae
Exons: 7
Coding region: 1-744 (247 amino acids)
Source: RefSeq, a predicted model, not a curated record